Cercospora beticola is the source of this 1515-nucleotide messenger RNA. Its product is annotated as aminopeptidase P family protein. Lineage: Eukaryota; Fungi; Ascomycota; Dothideomycetes; Mycosphaerellales; Mycosphaerellaceae. Gene Ontology annotation, molecular function: metalloaminopeptidase activity; manganese ion binding. Gene Ontology annotation, biological process: proteolysis. The record is from RefSeq and is a predicted model, not a curated record.
AUGGACACGAUGAGGAUUCGCAUACAUGUGGAGGGAGGUGUCGACAAGUACCCUGCCAAGGCACAUGCCAGGAGGGUGGCAGGGAAGCUCAAGGUAUCGCAUGGCUUCAUACUCCUGGCGGCCACAAACGCGAGGAACUGGCCAAACUCGGAUAUGCCAGCACCCUUUCGCCAAGAUCGCUACUUCUACUAUCUGACAGGAUGUAAUGAGGCCGAUACUUUCGUCACAUACGACAUUAGCAAAGACAAGCUCUCGCUGUGGCUGCCACCGAUAAAUAAGCAGCGAGUUGUGUGGUACGGCAGGGGCAGCACGAUAGAGGAGGCUCUGGAAAAAUACGAUAUCGACGCAGCUCACUACAUCAAACCCGACAAGGUCCCCUCAUCAGAAGAUUUCUGGAGUUUCUACAACGAUGGACUACAGAAUCCCUCCGUGAAGCCCAGCAAGCCUAUCGACACAAAGUCCCUACGCCACGCCAUCGAUGCCUGCAGAGUUAUCAAGGACGAGCACGAGAUCGCCUUGAUCCGGCGUGCAAACGACAUUACGGCAGAUGCCCACUUCAACGUCAUGAAAGGGAUAUCUCACUUCACCAAUGAAGCAGAUGUCGACGCAGCAUACAUGAAAGUCUGCAUCGCCAGAAAAGCAAAAAUACAAGCGUACGACCCAAUUGCAGGAUCAGGCCCCAAUGCCGCUGAACUCCACUACUCAGACAACACCGCAGAGUUCGGACACGGCCAGACAGUGGUCCUCGAUGCUGGCUGCGAAGUAGAAAGAUACGCUUCGGAUGUGACACGCACAUUGCCAAUCAAUCGGAAACAUCCUGGACACUGGCCAUCUCAGGAGGCGAAAGAUAUCUAUCACUUGGUCGAAUUCGUACAAGAGUCCUGCAUAAGACGUAUGCUACCAGGUGUACAGUUCAUUGAGAUCUUCUGGUACGCACACCAGCUCAUCAUCGAAGGUCUUUUGAAGCUUGGGAUUCUGGUUGGAGAUCAAGUUGGGACCAUUUUUGCAGCGGGGACUUCUAGAGCCUUUAUGCCGCACGGUCUAGGGCAUCAUGUUGGUCUUGAGGUGCAUGAUGUAUCCCCGGAUCCUGCCCCACCCCUCGCACAAAAUGAUGUCCGGGAGGCGUCGCAGGUCGAACGAUUGAGAGCGAAAAUCACGCGCUGGAAGCCGGAAUGGGCUCCUAUGCUGAACGACUCGGCACUAGAAGACCUCUCGAACACGACUGAUCUAUCGUACAGCGCUCUGCAUAGCGUCGAUGCGCCAGUCUUGGAGUCUGGAAUGGUUGUGACAGUUGAACCCGGCAUCUAUUUCAACAAGUUCCUCCUCGACAACUUCUUCCUCAACAAUCCAAAGCAUCGUCAGUUCAUUGACAUGAAGGUGCUGAAGCGAUACAUGCAAGUCGGAGGCGUUCGAAUCGAGGACGACAUUUUGAUCACGAAGCACGGAUAUGAGAAUCUGACGACGGCACCGAAAGGCGGAGAGAUGCUGAAAAUAAUACGGAAACAUGCCAAGUGA